CUCACCAUCAACACGGCCAUCGUGUACAUGCACCGCUUCUAUAUGGUGCAGUCCUUCACCCAGUUCCACAGGAACUCGGUGGUACCAGCAGCUCUGUUCUUGGCAGCCAAGGUGGAGGAGCAGCCUCGUAAGCUGGAGCACGUAAUCAAGGUAGCACAUGCCUGUCUGCAUCCCCAGGAGACUGUUCUAGACACCAAGAGCGAGGCUUACCUGCAACAAGCCCAAGACCUGGUCAUUCUAGAGAGCAUAAUACUGCAGACCCUGGGUUUCGAGAUCACUAUUGACCACCCCCAUACCCACGUGGUGAAGUGCACCCAGCUAGUGCGAGCCAGCAAGGACUUGGCCCAAACUUCCUAUUUCAUGGCUACCAACAGCCUGCACCUGACCACCUUCAGCCUGCAGUACACCCCUCCCGUUGUGGCCUGCGUCUGUAUCCACCUGGCUUGUAAGUGGUCCAACUGGGAGAUCCCAGUCUCCACGGACGGGAAGCACUGGUGGGAAUACGUUGAUGGCACUGUAACUCUGGAGCUCUUAGAUGAACUGACUCAUGAAUUCCUGCAGAUCCUUGAGAAAACUCCCAACCGGCUUAAACGUAUUCGGAACUGGCGGGCCUCUCAAGCAGCCAAGAAGUCAAAGGCUGAUGACCACGGUGAAGACGAGAGCCUGUCGGAGCAGACGAUCCUCAACAUGAUUUCCAGGAACAAUAGUUCGGACAUGAACAUCGCUGGGUUAAUGAGCAUGUCAACGUCCUCGACCGCCGGAGCAGGGCCUUCUCUGCCGGCCACGGCGGACUCACCCAGCGACCAGAGCAGUGCGGAUAUGUCCCAGCCCGAGCGCUGGCUGUCCCAGCAUCCUCCACCCAAGCUGGAGGCUGGCCAGAGUCACAGGACUAACGAAAGCUCGUCGGCUGCUGAGCAUCCUUUACAGCAAGAUGGCGCUGGUUAUCAGAAGCAGAGUGGCAAGAACGCCCCUUCGGCCAAAGUGUCGCUCAAGGAGUACCGGGCCAAGCACGCCGAGGAGCUGGCGGCACAGAAGCGGCAGCUGGAGAACAUGGAGGCCAACGUGCGGUCUCAGUAUGCCUACGCUGCGCAGAAUCUCCUGGUCCAGCAGCAGCGGGAGAGGGAAGUCCAGCAGGACAACAACCCUUCUCCCAUCAUCCUGAAAAUUCCCAUUGGCGGCUCGGAGAAUCCCGAGCGCCCUCCCGGCCCUGACAAGAGUGACAAAGCCUCGGCUCUGAAGCUGCGGAUCCCGGUGGCAGGUGGAGGUGGGGAGAGGCCGCUCCCGUCCAAGCAGGAGGAGAUAAAAAUGCGGAUCAAGGUGCCGGCCGCUGGAGACAGGCACAGCUCCUCGGACGAGAGCAGCAGCAAGAACCGGGAGCACAAGGAGAAACACAAGGGCCACUCUUCCAACCACCACCACCACCACCACAACCACCACUCUCACAAACACUUGCACGCCCAGCUUGGCACCGGCCCCAGCAGCGUGGCGAACAAGCGGCCGGGAGACUCUAAACACAGCAGCCAGCCUAGCGCCGUGCCCCACAAAAGCUACGGUCCCCUCGCCUCUUCCCGCAAGAGGCCCCUGCCAGAGGAGGCGGCAGCCACGGCCGCAGCCCACGAGCACCAGCCCAAAGUCAGCAAAGGCUCCAAAGGCCCCGGCGUGCCCUUCCCCUACCCCCACCUCCCCGGGGCGGCCCACCUCCCGGGGCACGGCUCGGAUGCGGGCAACCUCCCCUUACCCCAGGCCAACAAAGCCCGGGGCACCCACAGCAAAUCGGACAAGGGUCCCACGGGGGCCAACGGGCACAACGCCAACCAGGCCAGUGACUACCAGGAUACGGUCAACAUGCUGCACUCGCUGUUGAGCGCGCAGGGCAUGCAGCCCACCCAGCCCCCUGCCUUUGAAUUCCACUCGUACGGCGACCUCUUGAACCCCCGGGCUUCCACCAGCUCCCGAGCUGACGCCAACACUUCCACCAGCUCCCGAGCUGCCGCCAACACGGACAAGCCCCGACCGCCCCCCCUGCCCUCAGAACCGCCCCCGCCGCUGCCCCCGCUCCCCAAGUAA
Molecule: messenger RNA, 2067 nt
Organism: Nipponia nippon (crested ibis)
Lineage: Eukaryota; Metazoa; Chordata; Aves; Pelecaniformes; Threskiornithidae
Source: RefSeq, a predicted model, not a curated record